AUCGAUAAAGCAACUGCUGUUCGAUGACCAGGCUUGGGAGAUUCGUGACUAAGAAUGUUUUGGAGAGGGGUGAUAGUGAUUGACUGUCUGAUGCCCUGAUCCUUGAGUCUGCAAGCAUGGAUUAUCUUGAUGAAGAUACAAUAUAUAAAAAAAUACAGCAUGAAGUGAAAAGGUUUUUGACCGAGUUUCCCAAGACAAAGCUGGAACUAGCGAAGUAUGUCCAAGACCUUUACUGUAUGGCAGAUAGAAUUGACAAGAUUCACAAGAACUGCACCAUUGCUAAUGUAGCAGCCAGCUCUACUAGUGCUGUCUCUGGCAUCCUGACCGUCUUGGGGUUUGUUCUGUCACCUGUAACAGCAGGAGGGAGCUUGGCCCUCUCUAUAACUGGGAUGGGAUUGGGAGCAGCAGCCACUAUUACUGGUGCUUCUGCAAACAUCAUUGAUAAUGUGAGUGAUAUACAGGGGAGGGUACGUUUAGACAAAAGUAAGGUAACGAUAGAUGGCAUUGAGAAAGUUCUACAUAAAGAUAUACAAAGAAUUAUUCGUACACUGAAAAAUUUGAAAAAGAUUUCCCAACACUACCAUGCCUUCUCCCUGGUCAAAGCCAACCCAGGCUUGAUUUCUGCUACCCAGGGUCUUACAAAAGCUGGGCGUCUCUCCACCCAGAGCAGCCAGCAGAUUGACAAGGCUUUUCAGGGCACAGCAUUGGCCAUGACCAAAAAAGCCAGGAUAAUAGGUGCUUCAUUAGCAGGACUUUUUGUUCUAGUGGAUGUGGCCACCAUUGUGCAAGAUUCAAAACAUUUGUCUAAGGGGGCAAAGACUACAACAGCAGCAAAACUGAGGGAGAGAGCUCAGAUUUUGGAAAAGAACCUGCAAGAGCUUUCUAGGGUCUAUGAGAUCCUGCUGAAAAUGGAGAUUUAACUGACAACCUAAAAACAGCUUUCAAUCCUAGGAGCCCAAAGUGGGCCUGUUCAGAGUCAUGUAGCUAGUAUGAUCCAGAGCUAGGACUGAAUUCAGAUAUUUGGCCUCAAACACCAGUGAUCUUUCUGUUUUCUCUUUUCUCUCCAACAACCAUUUCUAAAAACUGGAACCUAAAAUAAGGUUCCCUUUUCUCCCUUUUGAGACACCCUAAUCCAUUGCCCAUAGACUGCUCUGGCUCACUGCUUUGUUACUGUCUUUUCUUAGGACCUGGGGAAAGGGCACGGGGGAAGUGGCGGGGAGUGUGGAUGAGAGGAGGGAAUGACUUAUUCAAAAUGACACAGUCACUUUAUUCAUAUUUUAGUUAUUUAGAAUGAGAUUUCCUUUUUUAUUAUUGCUUCUUAGAUUUUCUUAUAGACAUUGUAAUUGAUUUUUGGAAGCUGCAACUGCUGAAGCUAUUAUCUCAAUUAGUAUCUUUGUGGAUUCCCUAGGGUUUUCCAAGUAUAUUGUCAUAUCAUCAGCAAAUUGUGAAAGUUUUAUAGUUAUAUUAAAGCUUUACAUAUAUACAUAUAUGUGUGUAUAGGUAUAUAUAUAAUCACACACAUACCAUAUAUGUGUAUAUAUGCAUAUAUAUGCACACAUACUUACAGAACUCUAUUAAAUAAUUGUCAGAAAAGUGGACAUCUCUUUGCUUUACUCCUUUAUUUAUAGGAAAAAGUUUAAGGGCAUCCCCAUAACAUAUGAUGCUAGCUCUGGUCACUAUGGUAUUUUUUUUUAAAGGUUUCUCUAUACUUACUUUGUAGAGUUUUUAGCAUAAAUUAGGGUUUUACUUUAUCUCAAUAGAUGCAGAAAAGCCUUUGAUAAUCACAUGGUUUUGGAUGUUUUCAUUUUUAAUAUGAUUACUAUAUGGAAUAUUUUUCAAAAGUUGAACCAUUCUGACAUCCCUGGUAUAAAUUCAACUUGGUCAUAAUGAAUGAUUUCUUGGAUAAAUCUCUGUAAUCUAUUUUUUUUUCCUUUUCAGUGAGGCAAUUGGGGUUAAGUGACUUGCUCAGGGUCACACAGCUAGUAAGUGUUAAGUGUCU
This is a messenger RNA of Dromiciops gliroides (monito del monte), 1999 nucleotides long. RefSeq names its product apolipoprotein L6-like. Gene Ontology annotation, cellular component: extracellular region; membrane. Gene Ontology annotation, molecular function: lipid binding. Gene Ontology annotation, biological process: lipid transport; lipoprotein metabolic process. Bases 117 to 920 code for a protein of 267 amino acids. The record is from RefSeq and is a predicted model, not a curated record. The transcript has 2 exons. NCBI's taxonomy places the organism in Eukaryota, Metazoa, Chordata, Mammalia, Microbiotheria, Microbiotheriidae.